GUUGACACCACGGGAGUCGUGGUGACUCCUGGUGAGGCUGCAAACGCUCCAACCAUGACUAUUACAGGAGCAUCGUCAGGUGACAUGUUCAGCAUUUUGAUGUUAGAUUCAGACGGGAAGGGAGAUGUCGGCUUGCCGUAUAAACCACUGCUCCACAUGCUUAUCACAAACAUAACGAAUGCAGACCCGAGUACAGGAACAGUCAUUGAGCCGUACGUGGGACCGGUGCCCCCGCCCUGUGGCGUUGCCAGAACCUACCACUACCUCCUGUUUAAACAGACCGCCGCCUUGUCUCUGUCCGCCGCUGAUCUCCCAACGUACACACCAAACUGUAACUUUCCUGGCCUCGAGGGCAAGUGUAGUUUUGAAGUGACAAACUUCACGUCUACCAACCAACUGACCACAGUGGGUUACGUCACCAUGGUAGCGGGUGUAGAUGGGUAUUCCCGUUGGAGCUACGUUAACAACCCAGCGUUGGGGCAAAAUGAAGCAUCUGCUUGCCAGGGGCUUGAUGGGUAUGAUCCCUGUCCAACAGCGCCUCCUGGCAGCAGCAGUGUGAAUGUCAUGGUGUCUAUGUCUGCUGUCAUGGCGUCCGUCCUGUGUCUUCUACUUAGUUUUAUCUUUGUUCUUAACUAGAGUAAGCCAAGAGAGUAGCAUUGCCGACAAAGUAGAUGUUUUUUGUGAAACUUGUGAAGUCAACUUUGCCGUCGCUUCAGGCCAAUUUCAUGAGUAUUUUUUUCAUUAAUGGCUGUUUCAACCGAAGUGAUUUGUAAUGCAGAAACUGGAAUGUACCAGUACCUUGUUUUAAUACCAUAUUGUAAUCAAUUGUUCAUUGAACAAGCACAAUUCAGCAUUUUAUUCAACAAAGUGACUGAAGGGACACAUUGUUUGAUACACUUUCUUACAUCAACUGGUCAAAGCCUUAAUUUGCUAUGGUGUGAAAUAAAGGGAGUCUGUAAGAAAAGACUGAAUGGAUCUCUUAAGUAAAUAUUGGGUAAACGUGUCAAUGGUAAAAUCUUAAUCAAACUUACUGUAUUGUUCUAUCAACUAGCAGACGUUCACUCUCCGUGCACCCGACGCAAUGUGUACUUUAAGCCACGUAAAGCUCAAUCAAAAUGUGUCACGACAAGCCAAUUUACAUUAACAUUACUGUAUAUUAUAUAUUGUAAAGCAGUACAUACAAAGUAUUGAAGAAUUAAUAAAGAGGUGGUAACAUCAGUCACGUGGUAACGUAAAUAACAUCAUCAUUGUAGGUCAAUUUGGCAAACAUAAGACUACCCAUCAUGAUCAGCAGAUCAACCAAUGAUAGCAUUGUAAUUAGUAAACUGACCAAUAAGAGAACGGCUACAUGUCAAUAAAACAUUUUGCAUCA
Messenger RNA from Branchiostoma floridae (Florida lancelet), 1372 nucleotides. RefSeq lists its product as uncharacterized. The coding region runs from base 55 to 636 and encodes 193 amino acids. NCBI's taxonomy places the organism in Eukaryota, Metazoa, Chordata, Leptocardii, Amphioxiformes, Branchiostomatidae. The transcript has 5 exons. The record is from RefSeq and is a predicted model, not a curated record.